UAAUAAUAAUAAUGAUGAUAAUAUUCUUGCAAUGUCUUCUGUCAUGAGAUUAGGGUUGCAAAAUUCCAGGAAUUUUUAAAAGUGGAAAUUUUCCAUGGGAAUCAAUGAGAAUUAAUGGGAAUAAACUGGAAACUUUAAUAUCACAAUCGUUGGCCAAAACAAUCAGAUUUGAUGCAAAUACAGUUAAAUAUCAAUGUUAUUCCUCAAUCACAGGCUAUUGAAACCACGCCCCCUACAUGCAUUGUGCAUUUAAUCCAUCACAUGACAUGGAUGUAUUACAAGAACUGGAUAAAGCACCUCCCCCUCUGGCUUGCGCCUCAAUUUCCCAGUGGCCACUUGUGGUACUGCAGCAAAAAAUACUUGUGGCCCAAAAAGCAAUUUUCCCAUAGACCACAAUAGUAAAAGAGACGGUUUUAAGAGACAAAAGUUACCAUGGAAACAAAUAAAUGGAUAUAAUCGUGUCUUCUUUGUAUCUUCAAGCAGUUGAUACAACCUGGACUCAUCACCAGUGACGUAACCUGGGUUUUGGGUAUUUUAACAUCAGAUAUUUUACCCAGCCAGGAGCUAGUGUUUAAAGCUACAUUUCCAGCACAUACUAUUAGCUCUUGUGAAAAGUUCAUACUCAAAACCUUAAAAUCUCAAUUGAGUUCAAAAUAUACAGCCUGGAAGCCCUUCAGACCUUCUGAAGUAAUUACUAUGUGGGUCAGCAGAGGGCGCAGUGAGAGAAACUUGACCUUUGUUACGAGGGGUGUCAUGAUUUCGAUUGUUAAUCGAAUAUUGAACAACGCUACGAUUUAAACCUUUGAAAUCAAAAGGUGGAAUGGAGGAUCUAACCACGCCCCCAGUGUGAUGGGAAAAACCACAGUGUUGUCGUUGUAGCCAAUGUAGCACAACGACACGUUAGCUCCUACCGCUAACCUAAAGCUGCUGACAACUAAUAGUAACCAUUUACUUUUUUACUGAUUUGGAGCGACACUGGCAGUGACCCGCUUUUCUGAAAUCACCGGUGUGGAAAUAUUUUGCGUUUUGUGUGCAAACUGUGUCAUGAGCGUUUAGUAAAACACAGGACGUGUCCACAUGCAUCAUAAUGGUGAAGACAUAACUACAGACAGAGAACUUUUCUGUCCUCAUUUGGAGCAAAAACAUCUUCAAAAUUAAACUAGUGCUAAAGCGGUAACUACAAACACACUGGAUCCUCUCGUCCAUCUCGUCAGCCUGAUGGACUCAGGUCUCGGUGGCCGGCAGUCUGUUGAUGUCACAUUUUAGUAUCGGCUCGCUUGGAACCUCGUCAGAGCAUUGCAGCAAAUGUGGCCUAGCCACCUCGACCUUUGGUAUAUCAAUUUUGGUAAAUCUAUGGUUUAUGAAGAUGUGAACCUUAAAUGACCCACAUACAGUAUAAUGCAACAAAUUUGGCCUGGUCAGACUUAAACAUAUCUGGGCCAGGUUUUUCUGGCUGAAUUUUGACUGACCUGUCAAAUAUGAGUGGACCACCAUCAUUUUACACAGGAUGUGAGUCAGAUGAAUUAUCAGGUCUGGGCCACAAAUGUGGGCUAAAAAUAAAUAAUCUUCCAUCUUCAGGACACAAAUGUGGCGGAAAAAUUGACAAUAGUUUGUCACAAUGACGAGAGUUCAUGGCUUGAAUUUGAUUUACUACACAUACGUAUGGUUGUAUGUUGAGUUCGCAACAUAUAACAUACAAGUUCACAUAACGACCGUUGUCGUGUGUGUGAACAGAUUCACUGUGGUACACACGCACACACACACACACGCACACACACACACGAAUAUAAAUGUCGUGUCAACAUCAUCGGCAGACUCAGUCUUUGUUUGACACGACGAGGUUAAAACAGGUGUGAAGAGCAGCUCAACAACACACUCAUGAACCUUUCAAACAUCAGCAGGAACUUCACAGCGCCUGUCAUCAGGGAGACUUUACAAGGAGUCAUCAUCAAGAAUGUGAUCACUGUGGUUCUCUGCAUCUCCAUCAACUAUGUCAACAGCACCCUGGUGCACACAUUCAUAAAACAUCAGGUUUUUAACAUGAACUCUCGCUACAUCCUCUACAUCCAUCUGGUGAUCAACGACAUCAUCCUCCUGACACUGUUCACCCUCAUUCAGGUCGUGGGUUAUAUCGUGUGGACUCUCAACGUCUCCCUCUGUAUGACUCUGGUGCUCGCCGCCGUCUUCGCAACAAUCAACAAUCCUCUAACGCUCGCCGUCAUGGCCGUAGAGUGCUACGUCGCCAUAUGCUUCCCGCUCCGACACACGCAGAUCUGCACGGUGAAGAAAACGUACGCGGUGAUCGGAGUGAUUUGGAUGCUGAGUUCAUUUUAUGUCCUGCCAGAUUUAUUUAUCGCCUUGGCCACAGAGUCUGUGGAAUUCUUUCAUUCCAGACUUGUUUGCCGCACAGAUAACAUUUUCAGAAAUCCCGGUCGCAAAGAGAGGAGAAAAAUAUUCAACAUAGUGUUUUUGAUCGGUGUUUGGCUCACUCUGUUCUACACAUACUUCAGGAUCCUCGUCACGGCACAAGCAGCCGCUACAGACGCCAAGAAGGCGAGGAACACCGUGCUCCUCCACGGCUUCCAGCUGCUGCUGUGUAUGCUCACCUAUGCUUACUACUUGAUGAUUGACGGCCUGUUAUUCUUGUUCCCAAAUGGGAUCAUGGUCAUUCGCUUCGCCGUCUCCAUAUUAAUCCAUAUUCUCCCACGACUCAUCAGUCCGGUGGUUUAUGGGCUGCGAGACAAGACUUUCAGAAAGUACUUGAAAAAUGAUAUGUUCUGUACGACGAGUUCUGACACUCAUCCACAAAAGAAAUCUUAAGAGGCCUUUCCAUCAAGUGGAACAGUUCGGUUUGGUACAGCAUGAUAUGUAUUUGUUUGGGUUUCCAUUAGACCAGACCAGUACCAAAAUAACCAGGACCUACCAUUCCAUUUUUCAUACCCUUUCUUUGGGGUACCAGAGUAAGAUGGUACUGUCAGAGUGACAGUAAACUGUCUCCACAAACGUCACUGACUUGGGAACUAUUCUCAUACAAAGCUUUGACGUCUUGUUGAAACUGAGCAGAAAAAAAGAUGCUGGAUGUCCUCCAUUGUCCAUGUCUCCAUGUCUUUUGCAUCAUGUUUUAUGUUGUCGUUCGAUGUCGUCACAACAGUACGAUGUCAUGCUACGUCGGCCCACACCCCACCUACCAAGUACAGGUACUGUUCUCACUCGAAACACAAGGCUGACCAUUCCAAACUGUACAAAACUACCAAACCAAACUGUAUCACAAUGGAAGCACAACAUAUGAAGUUCUGUUUUUGUUUCUCCUGCUAUACUAGACUAAAGUAUGACAGUUUCUUUGGUAUAAUACCUGUUUUGGGGUCUUUAAACAAAUAAAGGAAGGAAACCA
Messenger RNA from Solea senegalensis (Senegalese sole), 3391 nucleotides. RefSeq names its product odorant receptor 131-2-like. Gene Ontology annotation, molecular function: G protein-coupled receptor activity. Gene Ontology annotation, biological process: G protein-coupled receptor signaling pathway. Lineage: Eukaryota; Metazoa; Chordata; Actinopteri; Pleuronectiformes; Soleidae. The record is from RefSeq and is a predicted model, not a curated record. The transcript has 3 exons. Gene Ontology annotation, cellular component: membrane. The coding region runs from base 1879 to 2820 and encodes 313 amino acids.